AUGGAAGUCGACAAACUGGUGGAAAGCGACUUGACACAAGAGGGCGUCACCAUCAGAUUGAAUGCUAGAGCCACAUCUGUCAAUGACAAAGAACGGUCAUCUCGAGCACCUAUAAGAAACAAGGCCAUACGUCGCCAAUACGGCUCACUGGCCCCUGUAUCGUUCAAAGCACCCGGGAACCUGGAGGAUUCCACCUACUACAAGGACCGCGAUAAUGGCCAAGUAGAUGGAUGCCGACUACAGCAUGACUACCGCUGCCCGAAUGUGCAGGGGAGCUUUGCCGAAUCUCGAACCCUUAAUCGCCCGAUAUCGACGGCCGUUCCCGCCCAACAUGGAUCGUACCAGCAGAACGAAGCUUUCAUCGUACGCUGGGAGGACAUUACAAAGACACACGGCAUGAGAGUUAUUGGCGAAAUGGUGUCAAUUUAA
Trichoderma atroviride IMI 206040 is the source of this 429-nucleotide messenger RNA. Lineage: Eukaryota; Fungi; Ascomycota; Sordariomycetes; Hypocreales; Hypocreaceae. The record is from RefSeq and is a predicted model, not a curated record.